Molecule: messenger RNA, 2712 nt
Organism: Lactuca virosa
Lineage: Eukaryota; Viridiplantae; Streptophyta; Magnoliopsida; Asterales; Asteraceae
Source: the annotation of a GenBank genome assembly
AUGAAGAAUAUCACGCAUCCUCUUCGUUUGUCUCUAUUUGUAGCCAUUAUAUUGCUUCUUGUGGGAGUAGCAUAUCCAUAUCCAAUGGAGUCGAUGAAUUUAGAAGCAAAUAAAAUUACAAAAUCAUCUAAGAGUAAUAAUGUGAUUCAAGUUGAUAUCGGCUUGCUACUAGACUCGAGUUGGAAAAGUAAAGUGCUGCUCAAAUCAUUUAUAGAAAUGGCGCACUCAGAUUUCUACGCCACUCAUUCUAUGUACACUACACGCUUGUACCUGCGCACCUUGUACUCCAACAAUGCUAUUGAUGCAGUUUCUGGAGUUGUAGAGUUAUUAAAAGAUCAAGUGAAAGCCAUUAUUGGGCCAAAGAAUCUUGUUGAAGCCAUAUUUAUUACGGAGCUCGGAGAAAAGUCACAUGUUCCCAUCAUAUCUUUUGAUAGCGCAAGUUAUUCACAUCUGCACAUACAAAAACCUUACUUAAUCAGAAACUCAGUGACUGACUCUUUUCUAGCUCCUACAAUCGCACUCAUCAAAGAAUUUAAAUGGAACAAAAUUGCCUUUAUCUAUGAAGACGGCAUGUUUGACACUUGCAUAUUUUCUACUCUCCGUGAUUCGUUCCAAAGAGAUGGAAUUCACAUGUCUUAUAUGAGUAUCAUUCCUUCCAAUGCUACAAAUCACCAAAUCUCUAAUGAACUUGGCAAACUAAAUCAGUUAGAAACUACAGUCUUUGUAGUACAUAUGAGACACUUGUUGGGAUCUCGUUUCUUUAAACAUGCUAAAGGAUUAGGGAUGAUGAUAAAAGGGUAUGCUUGGGUUAUCACAGAUGUCUUAGCCAAUUCACUACAUUUGAUUGAUUCAACAUUGAUGAAUUCGUUCGAUGGAGUCCUAGGCAUCAGACCUCAUGCACCUUCGUCAAGGGUGCUUGAAAAUUUCACAAGGAGAUGGCAAGAACAUUCACAUGUGAUCAAUACUUCCAGCUUAACCACACAUGAAAUUAGUGUGUAUGGGUCAUGGGCAUACGACACUAUUUGGGCCUUGGCUACAGGCAUAGAGGGGGUCAGAAAUAAGGAACUUAGCUUUGUGAAAGAGAAAAACAACAAAAAUGGUGGGGAAAUCUCACAGUUAGGGAUAUCUAGAGUAGGUCCUCAGCUUUUGAAGGUUAUCAACAACAAAAGAAUCCAAGGGUUAAGCGCGAAGCUGUUUUUGUCACGAAAGGAACGAGAUCAACUCGCUAAUUAUCAGAUAUUCAAUCUAGAUGGAGGACAAAGGAUCGUUGGGUAUUGGUCCAAGGAUAAAGGAAUAUGUCGGGAGUUGGAUUCAAAUGAUAGAUUAGAGAACUCAACAUCAGUAGAAAGCCUCAAAAAAAUAAUUUGGCCAGGAGAGACGACAAAUAUACCAGUUGGUUGGAUGCUGCUUAAAAGUGGAAAGAAGUUGAGAGUUGCAGUACCCAAAAAGAGAGGUUUCACUCAAUUCGUCAAAGUGAAAAGGAAUAAUAAUACCAAUGACACCGAAGUGACAGGAUUUUGCAUAGAUUUAUUCGAAGAGGCUUUAAAACUUUUGCCUUUCGAAGUUGUUCCGGAAUACUUCCCGUUUAUGAACAGCAGUGGGCAAAGCAGCGGGACAUAUGAUGAACUUUUGAGUCAACUUCAAAGCAAGACUGUUGAUGCAGUGAUAGGGGAUACUACAAUUGUGUAUAACAGGACUACAUUUGUAGACUUUACCUUGCCAUAUUCGGAGCCAGGCAUUGUGAUGCUUGUACCGAUUAAAGAUGACAAGUUGAGAGGCAUAUGGGUUUUUAUAAGGCCAUUAAAAUGGGACCUCUGGUGCACAAUCGCUGGUGCUUGUUUAUUUGUUGGACUUGCGAUUCAUGUUUUAGAGCGCAAUGGGGAUCGACCAUGGAAAUUUGGCCUCUUUUUCUGUUUCCCGAUAUUAAUCCUUGCUUUUCCAGAGAGGAAAAUCGUGUACAAUAACUGGUCAAGGUUUGUGUUGGUGAUAUGGUUAUUUAUGGCAUAUAUAAUCAUGCAAGGUUCUUUUGCAAAAGAUAUAUUGACUCGAAAACUGAAAUAUGAAGAAUCUCAACUCCGUGAAUAUCAAACUAUGGAAGAAUAUGCUUUUGCGUUGAAGAAUGGAUGUCAAAAUGAUGGAGUUGAUGCUAUAUUUGACGAAAUACCAAACAUCAGGCUUUUCAUGCAUACAUAUGGUCCAAAAUACAUGAUGGUCGGUCAAACAUUCCCAACAGAUGGUUUUGGAUUCGCAUUUCCAUUGGGCUCUCCAUUGGUUCCUUACAUGUCAAGAGCAAUUCUAAAUAUCACAGAGAGUGACAUGAUGCGAGAUCUCAAGGAAAAACAUUUUGGGGAUAAAUAUUCUUCUCAAGAUUUUAAUCCCCAAAUCUCUCCAGAAGCUCCAGGUCUUAAUGCAUAUAAUUUUGCAGGCUUAUUUAUCGUCACAGCUUUUGCUACCAUGAUUGCUUUGCUUUGCUCCGAAAGCUCGUUUGGCAAGAAAUGCGCUUUCAAACUAAAGGAUUAUGAAAAGAAACAAGGAUCCUCUUUUUCUUCGAAUAAGGUAGUAGCAUUAGAUGAUUGUGAUAUUGUGUCUGUGAGUGGUGUCUCUACCAAUAUCAUAUUGCCAACACACAUCCAUCAGGAUGAUGCAAAUGCAAAUGCACAUGCGCCUCCGUAUGUCGAUGCAGAUGAAGAUUCAAUAUACGAGGAGGUAUAA